This is a messenger RNA of Leptidea sinapis, 11554 nucleotides long. It is a transcript of the gene ogre, whose product is annotated as innexin inx1. Gene Ontology annotation, cellular component: gap junction; plasma membrane. The coding region runs from base 1297 to 2385 and encodes 362 amino acids. Gene Ontology annotation, molecular function: gap junction channel activity. The transcript has 8 exons. The record is from RefSeq and is a predicted model, not a curated record. Lineage: Eukaryota; Metazoa; Arthropoda; Insecta; Lepidoptera; Pieridae.
AUUCAGCUCUGCUUUAGAAAUUAGAAAUUCGCAUCUUUAUAUUUUAAGGAUUGAGGCGUGGAGGAGGGGAUACCUUUCGACCACCAAAGCGCAGAAAGGAGUAGUUUUGUUUUUAUUUAACUUUUUUCAAUUUGAGGCAAUGUUAAGUUACUUUUGAUAAGGGUUUUCACGUUAUUGGCGGAUAUUCUUUGAUCUUUGACCUCAGACCCUUUCAACCUUAACCAUUAGCACCAUCAGGUCAAUAACCUCAAUUGCCAUUAUUAGCCUAUUGCCUUCCGUGUUUGAAGAGCUUUUAAAAAUAUAAAAAAUAUAUUUACCUACAUUGCACUCAAUCGCUGAACAAAUUAAAUUUACCUACUUUGAAAUAUUUUGCAUUCAUUAAAUGGCUGGGUUGUUGUUGAUCCCUACUCGGAUACUAUGUUACUCUGUUUCCACAAGUGGGCUAAUGUGCUAGUGUUUUUAUUAAUAUUUCGAUAAGACUAAACAUCGCUCCAGAAAAAAGCAUCGAAUUUAGUAUAGAAUUAAGACUAUAAGCUUUACUUUAAUUAAAUAACUAGUCAUAAUUACACUUAUCUGUAAUUAGUAAUUACUAGGGUCAGAAGCUAAUUGAUAGUCGUUGUAAAUGUAUUUUCCUAAUGUUUAAUUAAAUCACUUAUUUAAUAGGUGGGCCAAAUUUUUGUCUGAUAUCUAACCUAUAUAGUAAACUUGAUUCGAAAAACAAAAUUUGUAUAAAUAAAAGUAAAUGUUUCGUUUUAUGCAAUAGCAACACUGAAACAAAAUGGCGUUUACGCGGGCUGGUCUUGUCGUCAUGACAGUCAUUUGUUUUUGCCGCUACAAAUAUGUUUUGUCCCUUUUUAACCACAGGACAAUCGUAAUACUCUUUCUUCGUCAUAACAACGAAUGAUCUAGUUGAUGCGUGAAUGGUGAUUCGUGAGCUACGUACGUCGUACUGUCUUGUCUGUAGCUCGCUGCUUGUCGUGAAACAAAAUAAAUGUAAUGUUGUGCAGAUCGGCUGUGUGAUUGUAUUUUGUGAAUUUUAAAUUACGUAUCGCGUAAUUUUUAAAUGAAAACUUUGUGAUUAGAACGUGGACAGUAAAAAUUUUUAUACAAAUUCUGGAAUGAUUUUUUGGAAAGUGAUUUAAAAUCAUAUUUGAUUUCGUAAGAAAUUGAUGACAUUACUAAUAUGAUGAAUAGAUUCAAGACACUUGAAUAAUCAAGUAGCGAGCGUAUCAAUUCAAAAGACUGAUUUUUAAGUAGAACGCACAUUCCUAUACGAUGCUAUAGACAUAGCACAAGAUGUUCAAGCUUUUGGGGGGCUUGAGCGUGUACUUCAAGUACCAGGAGAUAAGGACUGACAACGCCGUGUUCAGACUGCACAAUGUGUUCACGACGGUGUUGCUGCUAACCUGUUCACUGAUCAUCACCGCUACGCAGUAUGUGGGCCAGCCGAUACAGUGCAUCGUGGGUGGGGGCUUGCCCACGCAUGUGGUCAACACGUUCUGCUGGAUCACCUCCACCUUCACGAUGCCUGACGCCUUUGCUAGAGAGGUCGGUAGCGAGGUGGCGCAUCCAGGAGUCAUGAACGAAUAUGACAGCUCACAGGAGAAGAAGUACUACUCGUACUAUCAGUGGGUGUGCUUCGCUCUGUUCUUCCAGGCGAUAAUGUGUUACACACCCAAAUACCUUUGGGAUGCAUUCGAGGGAGGUCUCCUAAAGACCAUUGUGAUGGGGCUGACCAGCGGAGCGUGCCACGCUGAGGAGAAGGACAAAAAGAAGAAGGUCAUCAUUAACUACCUGAGGAUGUAUAAAAAGAGACACAAGAUGUACGCGUUCCGGUACUGGGGCUGCGAGUUGCUGUGUCUCAUCAACAUUGUGCUGCAGAUGUGGAUGAUGGACAGCUUCUUCAACGGGGAGUUCUUCUCCUACGGGAUCAGAGUGUUGGGCUACAGUGAGAUUGCCCAGGAAGAUCGAUACGACCCAAUGAUCUACGUGUUCCCGAGGGUCACCAAGUGCACGUUCCACAAGUUUGGUCCUUCAGGCAGUAUCCAGACCCACGAUAGCCUGUGCAUCCUGCCGCUCAACAUCGUCAACGAGAAGACCUAUAUCUUCAUCUGGUUUUGGUACAUCAUACUGGCAGUCAUACUCGUCUUGCUUGUCUUAUACAGACUGAUUAUAAUCUGCUUGCCGUCGGUGCGUCCCCGGCUGCUGCAGGCGCGCUCUGACUCCAUCUCGCGCAAGUCAGCGGAGAUCGUGUCUCGAGAGCUGGACAUCGGGGACUGGUGGCUCAUGUACAUGAUCGCCAGGAAUAUGGACCCGAUCAUAUACAAGGAAUUAAUUAGAGAUCUAAUUGAAGAUAUAGGUGAGAAAGGCAGCCCAAGUGCGUGACGAUUGAAACCGGGCGGGGACGCCUCUCAUAUCGCAGUCUUAGGCGUCUGACACAACCCUAAAGGUGCUUGUUCACUGUACCGCGACUUACCGCACCGUGCCGCACUGUACGGCUUGUACCGGUGGGUACUGCACAAGUUGAAACCUUUAGCUAGGCUAACUAGAUAAAUAAUCCAACUCAUGUCAUCGCGGUCAAGAAUAAAAAUAUAGUUAAAUUAAAUUUGUAACCAAAAUUUUUGAAAAAUACGGGACUCGAAACCGCGAUCUCGGGUUCCGUCUUCCAACUUAGCCAAUAGAUUCACGUAUUGUUCUGGUAAAUAUUGGUAUGUCUAGUUCAACUCUCAGGUUGUGGCUCCAUCUACAGGAUCUACUUUACAGUUGAUAACUUUGAGAUUGUGUGACUGUAUCCCGCAUCAUUGAUAAAUUUUGGUUACAGAUUUAAAUUAAUUAAUCCCAGCAGUGAGGGGUUCAAAAUAUAGUGUUAUCAGUAAUAUGGCGCAGUUAGUUGGCCUUCUCUCAAUGACUGUAACAUAGUGUUGUAAGGCAUUUGCAACAAAAUAAAAUACUUUUACAAUCGCGUGUAACUACUGUAACCACCCGACUGCACACCUCAGGUGAUUGACUGAUUUGUUUGCAUUGUGAAUUAAUGUAUUACCCCCUUAUUCAUAAUAGUCUUCGAACUUAAAGCAUUGCUAAUUCUCACUCUGUCUUCUUCUAUUGACCUAAGUCAGAAUGAGAAAAAACACUCCUAAGCGGCUGUUUAAAGUUAGCGGACCAUUAUGAAUAAGGGGGUUAGUCUAUAAUUUUGAUGGGUUAAAUAAUAAGAGUUGAAUUUAACCUAACGUAUGUAAGCUUCAUCAAGCAAGUGCCUUUCCCCAUGCAUUAUACAGCGAAUCAAUUCUUCCAGGUAUAUUUAAGUUAGUUCUACUGACAAAGUCUAUCAAUAUAAUAAAGUUUUGUCUGUCUACCCGCUAGUUGCAGAAUGCAUCCUUGAAGUUAAUGUUUCAUUAAAUAUAAUACCGCCACUUUCUUUUUCAUUUUGACAGUCAAAGAUAGCAUGUCUGUCGGUAUAUAGAACUGCAUUUUCGAAUCUGUGUUUUGACACUUUUUCUUCUAUAUGCUAUAUAUUUCCUUUAUGCGGUAUUCGCGGGACAGUGAGCAAGUACUUUUACAUUAUGUUAUUACGCGUGAGUUUAUACUAUGUAAUUUUGUUUAUAAAAUGCUAUUGCAUUUUAGAUGAUUUUUCCUAAUAAUAUUUGUUUAUUACUUUUAUACGGUACCUUCAAAUAUUGAUGUGAUAUUUAAUGAACUGUAUUGCGAAAAAACGCAGUAAACCUUAAACAAUAUAAAUUUUGUGACAGUUCCAAUGUUACGUCAGUUAACCAUACAUUGCUAGUUGAUUAUGACAAUAAUAGGAGUUUAGUUUAAUCACCGCGCAAUGUAAUGCUCAAGUGAUUUCAUCACAUCAUUAGUACAUCUAACGAAUAAUUUAAAAUUGUAACCCAUUUUCUUAGAUAACUUACACGUUUAGAUAUACUGUGAAUACGAUGACGACCUGUUAACCUCUAUAUUCAGCAACGCACACUAAAACAAAGUGACUGACGUAUUGCGAGUGUAAUCGUAGCUGCAAGAAACCUGGCAUGUUGUCAUGCGACGCCUAACAGCUAGAGGCUGUCUAGACGUAUAAAUUAUCUAAGCCAUUUUGAUUGUUUGCGAUAGCAUAAAGUUGUAGUAUUUAUAAUAUAUAUUAGGUAACAAAUACUCAGUUCUUCGAGGGGUUUCAAUAAUAGCUAAUAAUGGUAUUAUAUUAUGAAUUUAAUGAACAUAUGAAUCAAUGACAAAUUAUCAAUUUUUAUUUGAUCCUGUCUAAUGACGUUCUAUACAUAUAGUCAAAUCACGUUGUAUAAAAACAAAGCCGAAACAUGCCAUAAACUAUACCUUAUUAAGCUUCGACUGCUAUAUCUAUACAUUGCCGCGUUUACUCCAGUUGUUUAACAUACUCUUGGACAAUAAGCAGCAAUGUAAAACGUUUAUUGAGUUCAGGUUGCGUAUGUUGAAUUUUGAAACCCGAUUCGGACAGUGAUUCAUGACUAAGGAGAAAAGUGUGCUUACAUUGUCUUUAAGCACACUUUUCCCGCUCCACUGUCAGAUUGCGAAUAAUAUGUGCUUAUACUUGUAUAUAACGUCAUUACAAUACGGAAUGUAAUAUUUUAAUUGAACCGUCGAGAUUGUAGCAAUUAGAGAAUCUCUUAAAAGUAUUGUAAUUAUUAAAACUUUACAUGAUUCCAAUAUUAAAUUUACACUUAAUUGUGCACAUGACAAUUUGAAUUGUUUCAAUCUAAAAUCUAAAAAGAAACCGCCGUUCAAUUAAAGUCUGGCUUUAUCAUAGGGUAAAAUUAUAUCUACCCUCAAAAUGAAAUUUUUCUAUACUAACAUUUUUUGAUUAAGAUCUAAGUACUUGUUGAUCUAAGGUUGUUAUUUUAAAGAGCCUUUUAAGUAACUAAGCGAUAAAAAAUUGUGAACAAUUUAUGUCUCGUUCAUUCCAAGGCAUGAAAAAAGGACGGGUAGAUACAAUCGCAUAAGCUAAGGUGUUGAUUAUUAACUUUCUUAUUAGAAGAUUUACAAUGAUUCUAAAUAUAAGGGACCUGAUUUACUUAUUUAUAUUUUAAUGUGUUACAACAUUUUAUAUUCCAAUAUCAUUGCUUAGAGGCUUACAGUGCCUGCUUGUUGUAGAAGAAGACCCGUGUAUAAUGUAAACAAGGCUGAAGAAUAUUUCCAAAAAUAACCUAAUUCUGAUGUUGUAGAUACUGGCGAUAGAAGUGAAAACUUACAAUUUUGAGUAUUAAAAUUUGAAAUUUCAUAGUGAUUAUAAAUAAAUUAUUUAUUUUGAAAACUUAUUUUGAAUAAUAUAUAUUAAUCAAACAAAAACACUAUUUCAACAAUGCACAAUAUAUACACAUUGAACUUUUCACUAAAUCCAUUCAAUUUCCACAUAUAACUGCACUGAUUUUGCAUAAACGUCAUAUUAAAAUUUACUACGUAUAGUUUGACACUGACAGCUGUCAAAGUGUACGCUCUACUACUUAUAGAUUGACGCUGUCAAAGUAUACACAGUUUUCGUCGCAUUCAACCUGUCACAUUCACAGUAACUAUUUGAAUAAGAAAGCGAGAAGGCUAAAUAGUAUAUUACAUACUCGGAUAAUUUAUUCGUCUAGAUAGAGCCUCUUGUUGCUAUACAACCGAUGAAAAUAGGCCAGGUUUAGUACUUUAAUGUGCGUGACAAGCUACCACGUGUUAAACUCGCGAUUUGUAUGUCACUUUGUGUUAGUGUGCGUGCAUUGGUCAGAAUAGAAGUUAACUGACAUCGUCAAAAUUUUUCAACGUUUUCAUAGCUGUCAUUGUCUAUCUCAUAGUUUCUCAACCUUAUUUUGCUCACCGCCCACUUUGAGAACAUGUUUUUUUCUAGAGUAUUUUCGUGUAUUUUUUUGCCUUUUUAGACUAUAUUUUUUAAUCUAUCCACGCCCCAUCUGCGCCGUCUCAAUGCCCCCUAAUUUUCUUUGGGUCUUCUACUAUCCCCCCGAAAGUCUCAAACGCCCACAAGGGGGCGUUAUCGCCCACGUUGAGAACCUAUGGUCUAUCUAGACGUAUAAAUGAUCUAAGAUUACAUAUAUAUUACUUUGUGUAUGUCUUCAUUUCAGCCAUACUUCAAUAAUAACCGGGAAUUUCUGUUUGAUGUUUUAUUCAUAGUAUUUUUCUUGUCUAAAACGCAGGAAUUGUAGGCCUCUAAACUGUGAUAUAUGUGUGUUUUUACUGCUGAGUGCCAAUAUGUUGUACUGUAUGGUGUAUGUAUCUAUGUUAAAAUGUAUUAUAAUAUUUGUAACAGAAAAGAAGCUAUGUUAGUUAUAACGCAUUAUUUCAUAACGAAAAGCAAGGAAGGUUGUUUUUAUUAAAUUAUCUGAAUCAAAUCUGUACAGGUAAAUUACUUUUGAGACGUUUUUGCAUUUGUGUGUGUGUGUGUGUGUGUGUGUGUGUGUGUGUGUACGUGUACGGUCAGCACAUAAAUAAAUAAACCAAUAAUUUUACAUUUUUGUAUAAUUUUUGCAGCCAGGUUCUUCAUAUGGAACUAAUAAUAUUAAACGAUAUUAAAAUAGUGAAUAUUGAUACUAGACAUAUAAAAAAAUAUCUCCAACUCCAUACAUUUCGAAGUCUUUCUCAUUUUCAUCCGAUGAAUCAUUUGUGUUAACUGUAAUUUGUUCUGAUAUUAUAUCCGUGCCUUGAAAUUUCUAUAUACAUAAAUAAAACAAAUGCAAAAACGUCUCGAAAAUAAAUUUACCUAUAGCUAGAAACUUGAUCCGUCAUUUAUCUGAUGCGUCAUAUCAUUUCAAUCAAGCUAGUUACUUUGAAUGUGCCUUGUGGAAGACUGGAUUACUAUAAAUGGCUUGAUAGAAUCAUUAUCUGUAUAUUUACCUGAGCUUUGUAUAAACUUAUAGCUGCUAGCCUUUAAAUAACACGUAAAGGCAAUAUCGGAAACCUUUUUUUUAUUUAGUGGCACGGGAUGCAAGUCCAUAGGCCAAAUGUCGAAAAUGCUCUUAGGUAUUGUGAAGGGGAGCGGUGAUCAAUUACCAACAGGUCACUACAACUUUGGAAUAAACAAAAAGCAGGCAGUUGUAAAGACUGCCGAUAGAAGUGAAAACUUACAACUUUUUGUAAUAAAUUAGUAAUUUCAUAAUGUUUAAAAACAAUUAAAUUAUUAAUUUCAAUUUAUUUAACAAAAAAACACUAUUAAACAAUGCACUUUAUACACACAUUGAAUUUUCCAUUAAAUCUAUUCAAUUUUAGUUAUAACUGCACUAAUGUUGCAAAAACGUCAGAUGUAUAGCUACUGGUAUACUGCUAUAAGAAUUUCGGUCACGAAAACUCACGAGAUUUCAGUCACACAGAAAGUGUACCUACUAACCAGUAACUAUACAUAUUUAUAUUUUUAAUUAUUUAUUUAUCGCGUGCACCAGUCGUGACCAUGUCAGUGACGCGAACCCAUAAGAUUUCACUUCAAAUUUACCUUAAGGGCAAACAUUCGAAAUAGAUUCAAACCUCAUGGGCGUGGCUUAACAUUUUCAACUCAAGGUCAGGUUCACGAGAUAGCAGAUUGCGGACUGAGGCUCAAGGCUGUCCAAAAGCAAUUUACGUCAGCGCCUUCGGUCAAUAUUAUUAUAGAUUGAUUGUGUGUAAGGCUCAGAUUUCUAGAGCGUACUUAAACUUCGCUCAGACUUUACUCACGUGAAACAAUACAAGCAUAACCUUUUAUAUCGUUUUUUUUGUCAGCUGUAAUUAUACUGACCUUUGAGCUAAGACAGACGAAUACAAACGUCAAGAUCGUAUUUUAUUACAAUCAGCAAAGUUUUACUUAAGUGAAGUCUGAGCAAAGCCUGAGUUUGCUCUAGAGAUGUUAAGUAUUUUGUAGUAAAAUACAAUACAAUUCUAGUAAAUUUUAUUUUUAACUUCCAAUACUGUUGUGUUAUUUAGUUGUAAAACAGCGGCAAACAUAUCUCAAAUGCCUACUUUGGUGUUUUCUUCUACAGAGAUAUUAUUUUGAAACUUACUCAUAUUUUAAUUCCUACGGUAACACCGUUACAAAAAAUUAUAUUUAAACAUGGCUUAGACACGUGUUUUAUUAGACGGUGACCUAACUAUAACAACAUCAGUGACCGAACACUAACGACGCCUAAAAUGGAGCUUAUCUUGUUCUAUUACGAAACAGUUUUUAGCUUGUAUUUACAACUGGAACAAAUCGGCAAAAAAUUUACAACAGGAUCGGAACGCAAUUUUUGACAGCUGUCAUCUAUCUGUCAUCAUAUAAUCUAGAUCUUGCAUAAAUUUGAUCUAUCCCUUAGACAAGCUUCUACUCGUGCUUAAAUAUAAGCAAUGUCUAAAGAUUGUUGAACGCUAAACAACAGAAAGACACUGACUUGUAAUAGAACUAUUUUAAAACAACUGUUUAACUAUUUUGUAAUGACACAUUAUAUGUUCUUAAAAAAUCAUGUAUCUAAAAACCGAACCUGUCAUUAGAAAACAUAAUGAGAAAAAGUGAAAAAUAAUUUUAAAGGUAGGGCCUUAAUGAAAAUUGUUAGUAUUAAUAUACUCGGAAGUCGGUUGUGUUCAUAAAAGACAGAUUUUUAUAUAAUUAACAUUAUAUUACGCGGUUACCUUAUUAUAAGCCUGUUGAAAUUAAUUGGUAAAUAUGACUUUGUAAAUCAGCGGCCAUUUUGAAAAAUUUGUUACGCUAAUUUGGUCUUUAUGUGAGUGUGGUAGAGUUAAGAAUUGACUGAUGAUGUGAUUAAAUUUAAGGUGUGUUUAAAAUAAUUUCAAAUUCCAAUAAAUUAAGAUGCUGGUUUGUUUGUAGUUAUCUGUAUAUGGGUAUUGCUUAAGUGCGGUUGACGAGUGAAAAUAUGAAUUCUGUAGCAUUUUUUUAAUUACUGCUGCGGGAUAAUUAAUCUGGAGGUCAAUAAUAAAUUUCAAAUAAAUAUGUGUUGUGUCUUAGAUAAUUUAUACGUCUAGAUAGACUGUGACAGUUAUGAACACGUCGCAAAAAAUAGCAGCGAACUGUUAACGUCUAGUUUCAUCAACGCACGCACACUAAAACAAAGUGACAUGCGUAUUGCGAGUGUAAGUUUUAACUGCCAGGUUUAUUACUCUGGUGUGCGUGACACACCAGAGUAGUAAACCUGGCCUCUUGCCAUGCGUUUCCUAACUCUACCUCUCUAGGUAGAGUUACGUCUCUACGUAUAAAUUAUCUACAACUUGAUUUACAUUGAUCUAACAGUACUUAAAAUUAUGUAAAUUAUUGUUUCAUUCAAAAAGAUAAUUAUAUUAGAAAAGAUCUAACUAUGAUCUAGCUCCAUUACUCUCAUAUAGUUUUAUUGCAGUACAAAUUCUCAUCCUCCCUUCUAACGAACAUUUUAGAAGCAAAUAAAACUGUAUACAUAUUGCUCAAAAAAUGUGUGUUUCCUAUUUUUUUUUAUAUUGAGUGUAUUGACAUCUUUUGACAUCUUUUAAUCGGUACCUAUAUUACAUUAUUUCAAAUAAGUUCACACAAAAUGGCUCUGAGUUUUUAUUGGCUGUUUUCAUGACGUCACAGUUUCUCUUGCACGCCAUUGGACAAAAUUUAUUCAGGUGUCAGGUGUACAAAAUGCUAUUUUCGUUCUUGUAUUUAGCCAGAUUAAGAUUCCAAAGUAUAGAUUAACAAUUAUGAUAAUUUAUAAAGGUAUUUAAGUAAUUUCAGAAGUAUUUAUUAAAUAAAAAUACGCAAUUUGAGCAAUAAUCUUUUUAUAUUCAGAACAGCAAAAGGCUACAGAUUAAUAUGAAACGUCAUUGAUGAGUUCAAAUUAUAGAAGAUAGAUGGCGCAUUGAGAUCGGUGUUGCAAUGAAUUAACUUCAACAAAUUUGUUCUGUAAAUAACAGUUUUUUAUGAAUUUGUCAAAAAUAUUUCAUAACAUCAAGAAUUAUUUCGUAAAAUAUGCUCCCUGUUGUUAUCAUAAAAUUGUUUCACAACAGAACUGUCAAACCGUGCUUCAAUAAAUGCUCGCAAAGAAAAUAUGUCCAUACAAAAGAACUUUGAAAAUAAAAAUAAUUAUAGGUCUCAAAUCGAAUUAAAAACUAUCCUCUCUCAUGUUGGACUAAACUGCACUCCAUGAAGUAAUCCCCAAUAAAAUAAAAAUUAUCCGUUCAUUAGUUUAGGAGUUCACUGGAAACAAACAUCAGGACACUGGAUAUAUAUAUAUAUAUAUAUAUAUAUAUAUUAAUUAAUAUCAUAUUUUGGUAAUAAGCAAUAACUAUAAAUAGGAAAAAUUUUAUGGUUUCUGUUUUCGGAUUAUUUUCGUUGAUGGAAAGGACAUCUAAUAAAAAACUUAACUAAUAAUACAUUCCAAGAUUCAAGAUAAAGUUUUUCUAAAAUAGCUGUGACAGUUAACAAGAUUAUAAACCUAUUUUCUCAGAUUAAGGAUUGGUCUCCGCUGCGGUCCAAAUAAAUACCGCACUACCUAAGAACAACAGCUUUUUUAAAUAACUUUAUAUUGAAGUGUGUGUUGGCCAUUUGUAAAGAUGCUUGUGUGCGUGGCAUCUUGACACUCAACGGCUGCUUUCAAAUUUUGUAACAUACGCUUCGUGUUAUUUUACAUUGAAAUUAAUAAAAUACAAAAUACUGAUGAUAUGUGAUACGGUCAGUGUCUUUCUUAUUUCUUGUAGUAUUAUUUUUACAAAGUUUUACAACGCAACCUUAGCAACGCAAUUUUAGUUUCAAUUCACAUUGUUUGAGACUGGCUCGAGUACGCCCGCUUGGGCGUAGUAUUAGUUGCCGCAUUUUGCGACUACGCCUGCGCAUCUAGUUGGAGCAGAGACCAAUCGUUAAUCUAAGAUUAUUUUAUUGGACUAUAUGAAAAUGAAGUAAUAAAGUUUGUUUACUCUAUGUAGGGUAACUAACUCAUGACCGCGAAAUAAAUACUUUAAAAUUUCAAAGUAUAAGUAAGCAAUUGCUACGAUUUUAAACUAUGAUUCUAUUGGAUAUUAAAACUUUAGCAGUAAUCUCUGAACCCGAAAAUAUAUUUUCAAAAUAUUUGGACCUACAUAAAAUCGAUAUGAACCAAUCUCAGUAUUUUCUUACAACUGCGCGGCGCGUUAAAUCAUUCUUAAUCCAAAUCGUACCACCGCGGUCAAAUAGAUGGCGCUCAAAUGCAAAACAGGCUUUAACAAUCUUGUAUCAAUAAUACAUACAAUUUAAAUAGCAGUUAAAUGAAUGUAGAAUGAAAUAGCCAUAAAAGAAGUGUUUGUAAUUUGAGUUAAAUAAAUUUGUGUAACCAUAAAAAGGCAUCUGUACAAAAAUACUUUAAGAAGCAUACUUAUUUACCAUUUUUGAAACUAAAACUGAAAUUAUCGCCGUAUUUCUUUUUGGUAGGGAUAAUAUAUGUUAUCCAGUCGGACAAGAUUGUCAUGUGGCGCGUACCUUGUAGCGGCCAGGGCUGUCACUCUUGCAUUUAUUUUAGUUAAAUCAAGUUAUGAAUUUUUGUAUCGUUAAGGUUGUAUUUAGUGAAUUAUUUAACGAAAGAAUUGUGAAUGUAUUCUUGAAAUUAUUUUUUGUAAUAUUAAGUUGAAAGUUAUUAUAUGACUUUUUUUAUAA